Messenger RNA from Coregonus clupeaformis (lake whitefish), 767 nucleotides. RefSeq names its product protein pitchfork. The coding region runs from base 138 to 713 and encodes 191 amino acids. The record is from RefSeq and is a predicted model, not a curated record. Lineage: Eukaryota; Metazoa; Chordata; Actinopteri; Salmoniformes; Salmonidae. Gene Ontology annotation, biological process: regulation of cell projection organization. Gene Ontology annotation, cellular component: ciliary basal body. Gene Ontology annotation, molecular function: cytoskeletal protein binding. The transcript has 7 exons.
UGCAUAAUUUACACGCAUCCAUCAUGUCAAAAAUAACCUCAGUUUUGACUUUUCAUAGCAGGUUAGGAGAAUUUACGCAGCAGCCACCUGGUUACCAUCGUUACCGGGUAAGAAGGUAAACAAAAGGAAGAGGGAACAUGGCGGCGCGGGAUGCAGCUUCCCUGCGGAGCGUUGCGUUUGGCAGCUGCCAGGAACGAAAGUUGUUUCCGACCCACUGUGCACCUAACUGGCUGGGCAAUAAACUGUCACUGGAGGGAGCCCCACACCGUGGCCCCGGCUGCUAUGAUAAUCAUGUUGGCACCAUUCUGUAUGAUGUACAGAAGAGACCUGAGAGUAAGAAAGGAUACACUCUUGCUGCAAGGACUUCUGCACGGUUUCUGCCCUUUGCUCAGACAAUCACUCCUUCCCCUCAGAGGUAUCAGCAGGACAGAACCUGGUCUAAAGUGUACCCUCCUGGCAGAAUCCCCUUCAGCUCCACCACACAGAGGUUCAGGACCAACCCUGUUACAGCUGACUCCAACCCAGGCUCUGGGACAUAUGCUCAUGAUACUACUCGAAACCGGAAGGUGUCAUGGCCUAUGAAAUUUGGUUCCCCAGACUGGGGUAGACUGCCCACAUUAGAGAGGAAAGCCUUGAGGACAGAGCUGCUUUGUGACAAGGAGUUUGCGAAGCAAAGGAGUCGGGUGGCAUAUCUACAGUUGUUCUACUCCUGACUCUUCUGGAGGUCAAUCUGAUGUAAGCAUAAAUAAAGUGCUUUUAUUUCUCAA